Messenger RNA from Dipodomys ordii (Ord's kangaroo rat), 1055 nucleotides. RefSeq names its product growth arrest-specific 2 (gene Gas2). The coding region runs from base 28 to 969 and encodes 313 amino acids. Lineage: Eukaryota; Metazoa; Chordata; Mammalia; Rodentia; Heteromyidae. The transcript is spliced from 7 exons. Gene Ontology annotation, molecular function: cytoskeletal adaptor activity; microtubule binding; actin filament binding. The record is from RefSeq and is a predicted model, not a curated record. Gene Ontology annotation, cellular component: actin filament. Gene Ontology annotation, biological process: actin crosslink formation.
UAAACAGAUCUUUUGAGUGGAUAAAUAAUGUGUACUGCUCUGAGCCCAAAGGUACGCAGUGGACCUGGUCUAUCUGAUAUGCAUCAGUAUAGCCAGUGGCUGGCCAGCAGACAUGAAGCUAAUUUACUCCCGAUGAAAGAAGAUCUUGCCCUGUGGUUAACAAAUCUACUAGGGAAGGAGAUUACAGCUGAAACUUUUAUGGAAAAGUUGGACAAUGGUGCCUUGCUCUGCCAACUUGCUACAACCAUGCAGGAGAAAUUUAAAGAGAGCCUAGAUGCCAACAAGCCCAUGAAGACUCUGCCAUUGAAGAAGAUUCCAUACAAAGCCAGUGCACCUUCAGGCUCCUUUUUUGCUCGAGAUAAUACAGCAAAUUUCUUAUCCUGGUGCCGAGACUUAGGAGUGGAUGAAACAUGUCUAUUUGAAUCUGAAGGUUUGGUUCUCCACAAGCAACCCAGAGAAGUGUGUCUGUGUUUGCUAGAGCUGGGCCGGAUUGCUGCCAGGUAUGGCGUGGAACCUCCUGGUCUGAUAAAACUGGAAAAAGAAAUUGAACAAGAAGAAACACUUUCUACCCCGUCUCCUUCACCUUCUCCUUCAUCAAAGUCUUCUGGAAAAAAGAGCACAGGAAACUUGCUAGAUGAUGCUGUGAAACGGAUUUCUGAAGAUCCUCCUUGCAAAUGUCCAAGCAAAUUCUGUGUGGAGAGGCUCUCCCAGGGCAGAUAUCGAGUAGGAGAGAAGAUUCUCUUCAUUAGGAUGCUGCACAACAAGCACGUGAUGGUGCGCGUGGGAGGAGGAUGGGAAACCUUUGCAGGGUAUUUGCUGAAACAUGACCCCUGCCGAAUGCUGCAGAUCUCCCGUGUGGAUGGUAAAACAUCCCCCAUCCAAAGCAAAUCUCCAACACUUAAGGACAUGAACCCUGAUAAUUACUUGGUGGUCUCUGCCAAUUACAAGGCUAAGAAGGAGGUUAAGUGAAGCUGAUUGGUUGCUACAAGGGGACCCUCAUAAUGACCUAUAUCCUCUUAUCCAGUGUAGUUAGUUUAGUUUACAGGCUCUGAAAA